AUGCCUCCGCGGCCCUCUUCCGGAGAACUAUGGGGGAUGCACUUGAUGCCCCCCAGCAUCCUAGUGGAUUGCCUGCUGCCAAACGGCAUGAUCCUCACGUUGGAGUGCCUCCGGGAGGCUACGCUCAUUACGGUCAAGCACGAGCUCUUCAAGGAAGCCAGGAAGUACCCCCUCUACCAUCUGCUGCAGGAGGAGAGCUCCUACAUCUUCGUCAGCGUCACGCAGGAGGCCGAGCGCGAGGAGUUUUACGACGAGACCAGGAGGCUGUGCGAUCUCAGGCUCUUCCAGGCUUUCCUCAAAGUUAUCGAGCCAGUGGGCAACAGAGAGGAGAAAAUCCUCAACAGAGAAAUAGGCUUCGCCAUCGGAAUGCCCAUAUGCGAGUUUGAUUUGGUGAAGGACUCCGAAGUGCAGGACUUCAGAAGGAACAUUUUAAAUGUUUGCAAAGAAGCCGUGGACCUCAGAGACAGCAACGGCUCCCACAGCAGAGCGCUGUACGUCUACCCGCCUAACGUGGAAUCGUCCGCAGAGCUUCCCAGGCAUAUCUACAAUAAACUAGAUAAAGGCCAGAUUAUCGUGGUGAUCUGGGUCAUCGUUUCUCCCAGCAACGACAAGCAGAAGUACACCCUGAAGAUCAACCACGACUGCGUGCCCGAGCAGGUGAUCGCCGAAGCCAUCCGGAAGAAGACGCGCAGCAUGCUGCUCACUCAGGAGCAGCUGAAGAUGUGCGUCCAGGAGUACCAGGGGAAGUACAUCCUCAAAGUCUGCGGCUGCGACGAGUACUUACUGGAGAAAUACCCCCUGAGUCAGUACAAGUACAUCCGCAGCUGCAUCAUGCUGGGAAGGAUGCCCAACCUGAUGCUGAUGUCCAAAGAGAGCCUGUAUUCCCAGCUGCCCAUGGAGAACUUCACCAUGCCGUCGUACGCCAGGCGGAUCUCCACGGCGACGCCCUACAUGAACGGCGAGACGGCCACCAAGUGUCUCUGGACAAUCAACGGGACGCUGAGGAUCAGGAUCCUCUGCGCUACCUAUGUCAAUGUAAACAUCAGAGACAUAGACAAGAUCUACGUCAGGACUGGGAUCUACCAUGGUGGGGAGCAGCUGUGUGACAACGUCAACACUCAGCGCGUUCCCUGCUCUAAUCCCAGGUGGAACGAGUGGCUGACCUACGACAUGUACGUCACAGAAAUCCCCAGAGCCGCUCGACUCUGCCUCUCCAUCUGCUCCGUCAAAGGAAGGAAGGGAGCUAAAGAGGAACAUUGUCCCCUGGCCUGGGGCAACAUCAACCUGUUUGACUACACACACACGCUGGUAGCGGGGAAAAUGGCUCUCAACCUGUGGCCUGUCCCACAUGGCCUGGAGGAUCUGCUCAACCCCAUCGGUGUCACAGGCUCCAACCCCAACAAGGAAACCCCUUGCUUGGAGCUGGAGUUCGACCACUUCAGCUGCCCAGUCAAGUUCCCCGACAUGAGCAUGAUCGAGGAUCACGCCAACUGGAACAUUUCCCGGGAGCUCGGCUUUAAUUACUCACACCCCGGCUUGAGCAACAGGCUGGCACGAGACAAACCCCUGACUGAGAGCGAUAAUGAGCAGCUGCGCCAAGUGUGUAACCGGGACCCUCUGUCUGAGAUCACUGAGCAGGAGAAGGACUUUCUGUGGAGUCACAGACAUUACUGCAUCAACAUCCCAGAUAUCCUUCCCAAGAUCCUCCUGGCUGUGAAGUGGAACUCCAGAGACGAGGUCGCGCAGAUGUAUUGCCUUCUCAAAGACUGGCCUGCCAUUAAGCCAGAACAAGCCAUGGAGUUGCUGGACUGCAACUUCCCCGACCCCAUGAUCCGAGAGUUCGCCGUGAAGUGCCUUGAGAAAUACCUAACCGACGACAAACUGUCGCAGUACCUCAUCCAGCUGGUCCAGGUUCUGAAGUAUGAGCAGUACCUGGACAACCCGCUCGCACGCUUCCUGCUGAAAAAGGCUUUGACCAAUCAGAGGAUAGGACACUUCUUCUUCUGGCAUUUAAAAUCAGAGAUGCACAACAAGACGGUGAGCCAGCGCUUCGGCCUUCUGCUGGAGUCGUACUGCCGGGCGUGCGGCAUGUAUCUGAAGCACCUGAGCCGGCAGGUGGAGGCCAUGGAGAAGCUCAUCAAUCUCACCGACCUGCUCAAGCAGGAGAAAAAAGACGAGGCGCAGAAGGUCCAAAUGAAGUUUCUGGUCGAGCAGAUGAAGAGGCCUGACUACAUGGAUGCACUACAGAGCUUUACCUCUCCGCUCAACCCGGCACAUCAGCUGGGAAACCUCCGCCUGGAGGAAUGUCGGAUGAUGUCAUCGGCAAAGCGACCUCUCUGGCUGAACUGGGAAAACCCGGACAUGAUGUCCGAACUCCUCUUCCAGAACAACGAAAUCAUCUUCAAAAAUGGAGACGAUCUGAGGCAGGACAUGCUGACGCUGCAGAUCAUUAGGAUAAUGGAGAACAUCUGGCAGAACCAGGGCCUUGAUCUCAGGAUGCUGCCGUACGGCUGCCUGUCUAUCGGCGACUGCGUGGGGUUGAUCGAAGUGGUGAGGAACUCUCACACCAUCAUGCAGAUCCAGUGCAAAGGAGGCCUGAAGGGGGCGUUGCAGUUCAACAGCCACGCUCUGCACCAGUGGCUCAAGGAUAAGAACAAGGGGGAAAUGUACGACCAGGCCAUCGAUCUGUUCACCCGGUCGUGCGCCGGCUACUGCGUGGCCACCUUCAUCCUCGGCAUUGGAGACAGACACAACAGCAACAUCAUGGUGAAAGAUGACGGACAGCUGUUCCACAUCGACUUCGGCCAUUUCCUCGACCACAAAAAGAAGAAGUUCGGGUACAAGAGAGAGCGGGUCCCGUUUGUUCUCACGCAGGACUUCUUGAUCGUCAUCAGCAAAGGAACGCAAGAGUGUACAAAAACCAGAGAGUUCGAAAGAUUCCAGGAGAUGUGCUACAAGGCGUACCUGGCCAUCCGGCAGCACGCCAACCUCUUCAUCAACCUGUUCUCCAUGAUGCUGGGCUCGGGCAUGCCAGAGCUGCAGUCGUUCGACGACAUCGCCUACAUCAGGAAGACCCUGGCCCUGGACAAGUCCGAGCAGGAGGCGCUCGACUACUUCAUGAAGCAGAUGAACGACGCCCAUCACGGCGGCUGGACCACCAAGAUGGACUGGAUCUUCCACACCAUCCGCCAGCACGCCAUGAACUGAGAGGACUCCGUUUCCUUCCCAAAGCCACGUGAAGGUCUGGUUAUUGCCGCCGAGCUAGACGACAAAAACAAAGGUGCUUAAAAAACCACCCAAAAAAGUCUGCAUUGAAGACAAAACGCCUAGAAGCAUCUAUUAAUCCAAGUCAAGAUAUUCUUUCCCCUUAAUAAUGACUUUGAGAAACAACGGUGACGUUUCUCAUAUGAACAGAAUGAGCGGAGAGGACCUGAACGGCGCCAAUCUUUAUAUAUAUAUAUUAUGUACACAUACAGACACAAAAGAAUAUUUUCUUACUUUUUAUUCCUUCCCGUACAUCUCCAACCAUCGGCCGGAGCUUUCCCUGAAGACGACCUGACUGAACCGUUUUCUACUACCUUGUUUUGAUGAAGGCGACCUCCGACCCCCGAAAAGGACAGAACGCCUCUUGGUUUACGACGCGGAGGAACCGUCAACAACACUCAACGAUCUGUGGUCUGAAAAAUUUCACGUUUCCUGCAGCACACUACGAGACUGAACCCGGAACUCGUCGGCGAGCGCGCCGCGUAACUUGAGUUUUCUACAGCACUAUAUCUUUGCUUAUAUGCAUUUGGUGCACAUAUUUCUAUAUAACAGAAUUUUCUACUGAGCCAAAGUACCAUAUAUAUAUAUAUAUAUUUGUGUGUGUGUGUGUGUGUUCAAAACCCCACUACAGAGCAGUCUUAUUUUAAUCAGCCUAAAAAAAUCCCAGUCACUACUAUUCCAUGUUUUGUGUGUACACAUAGCACUGAUCUCUGCAGUAUUUGUUUUGUCUGUCAGUAUUACCGUCACACCCACCCAGCAGAGCUAGAGGAAACCCCCCCCACAUCACCUAGCUCCAAUCAGAGUCUUCUCUUUUUUUUUUUUUUUGUCCAGCGUUGAAACAUAGGACGAAGAAAAAGAAAAAGUGUGUGUAAUGUUCCUUUAGCUUGAUGUUCUGUUCCACUAUGCAAGUUGUGGCUCUAACAUGCACUGUAUACUAGAAAAUGAACGAAAGCUCCCUAAGGAUACUCAGAACCGUGACGGUGAAGGACGGACAGACGGCUCGCCUCUGGGGGGGAGAGUAGAAGAAGCAAAACUGUUUCCCCGGAACACUAAAGUCUACUCCUACUUCCUCCCAGCAGAACGAACUGUGUGGAGGAAACGCUUUGGAACCCCGCCCCUUUUUGUUUCUCUCUUCCUCUUCGCCGAAGCCAUGUGCGUUAUUGUGCCUCAUUCUGUUUCUUUGUCUUCCGAUUUAGAAAGAAAGGUGACAUUCUCUGACGCUUUCAAGUAGGCAUGGGUGGAGUUAGGCGCCGCUCCUAAAAAAAGUUACAGAAAUGUUCAAAUGUUAAAGCUGCAGCAUGUUUUAAAAACAUGUCACUAUGUCGCAACAGUGUAAUAUGAGAGAGGUAAUCUGAAAAAAUGAAGCUCCUCUGUUUUCUCCAGGUAGCGAAUCAGAGCCAGGAGCAGGGCCUUGGUGCUGUCAAUCACCCUCGUGUAGGCUAGCUGUGCUAAUGGUGGAAAAACAACUUCCCGCUACAGAAAACUAUUCACCGUCACUGGUUAGCUGCUAGUUAGCUUUUACUCUACAGCUAGCCAGCUGUAGAGUAGCAGCGAGCAAGGGGGAAGGUUGUGAGCAGCGUGUACAAGAGUGUGAUUGACAUCACUAAGAUCCUCCUCCUGACUCUGGUUGGUUGUUUCUGACCAAGUUAUUUCUGCAGAUGACACUAUGACCACAGUUUUUUCCCCCAUUAUUUUCUGUCAUACUGUCAGGACAUAAAGACAUUUUUAACAAAAAUGUUUAAUAGAAGUCGGAUAAGGUCGUUUCAAAGUCCUUUGAAUGACUUAAAAGGUCCUUUUUAAGAGAUUUUAAAAAGGACCAUGAUUACUCGGGAAAACCACACGUUUGCCUGAGUGCUCUAGCCAAUAAUUACCGUGGCGACCUGAUACCAGCCCAUGUCUUACUUGCAAACCUUUCAUUUCCUUUCCCCCGGUGGAUCAGUCGGUCUCCACGCUUUUAGGAAGCUCCUCGUCUCCAACACGACGUCCUCUUGGCCUUUUCUGCUGCUCAGGAAGCCAAAGCCCAUCAUGGCGAAGCACGAUCCCGAAGCCCCUCUCCCUCUAAACGACCAUCUCCUGUCGUCUCUACGUUGUCGCGCACGAACUGCCCAGACAUGAAGUCCUCCCCCGGACCUCUCCCCCAAUUUUCUCGUCUGACGUCAUUUACUUGAAUUUCAUGUACAGAAACGAUCUCGUUACUCGUGUGAGGUACAGCCCGAAUGAAGGUAACAAGACGCUAUUACAUGUGCAAAUGCUUUCCUUGAAUAACUACAGAGGUAAUAUAUAUUUUUGUAUUUUUGAAAUGUAGACAAACUCAUGUAUGUAACCGCUAAAAGAAAAGAAACAAAGAACAAACAAACAAACAAAAAAAGAGGCAGCAGUGAGUUACCUUAUCCAGGCUCCUACCAAGUCCAGCUGCCUUCCUCCAUUAGUGGUGAGGACGGAGUGACUGACGGACAAGUUCUCAUGUACCAUCAUCUUCUCCUUGCCCCCUGAAGUGGAACUCUGUAAGCACAAAACGUUUUUGGAAGAACCAUACGUUGCAUGUUUUAAAGGAGACCAGAUUUUGGGUUUCUUCUAUACUCGCUCGUCUAGAACCCGUAGAGCUUUGGAUUACUUGCAUCAUGCAUCCUCAUAUGAUCAUGUCUGUUAAGAAACUAUACAUUCAUUUAUUGUGCUGUUGAAUAAAAAAAAAACAAAAACAUGCUUCCCUAA
Molecule: messenger RNA, 5976 nt
Organism: Xiphophorus hellerii (green swordtail)
Lineage: Eukaryota; Metazoa; Chordata; Actinopteri; Cyprinodontiformes; Poeciliidae
Product: phosphatidylinositol 4,5-bisphosphate 3-kinase catalytic subunit alpha isoform
Exons: 20
Coding region: 1-3207 (1068 amino acids)
Biological process (GO): phosphatidylinositol-mediated signaling; phosphatidylinositol-3-phosphate biosynthetic process; phosphatidylinositol 3-kinase/protein kinase B signal transduction
Cellular component (GO): phosphatidylinositol 3-kinase complex, class IA; plasma membrane; phosphatidylinositol 3-kinase complex, class IB
Molecular function (GO): 1-phosphatidylinositol-3-kinase activity; 1-phosphatidylinositol-4-phosphate 3-kinase activity
Source: RefSeq, a predicted model, not a curated record